AUGGCUAUCAAGCUCACAAUCUUCGUCUUCUUCCUCUUGCUGCUCCACAAAAUCCACUCAGAAUCAGUAUCCUUCGGCUUCGAUUUCAAGGAUGGUGUUCCACCCUCCAUGAUCUUACUGGGCGAUGCCAUUCCAUACGCUAGGGUCAUCCUUCUCAAUAGAGUAGAUGAAAAACCAGGGACGAAUCACUACGUUGGACGAGCUGUGUACGCAACACCGAUCCGCCUCUGGGAUAAUGACUCCGGUGAAGUUGCAGACUUCACCACCGAGUUCUACUUCUCUGUGUCUACCGGCAGUUCUGACCUUCGUGGCGACGGCUUGACCUUCUUCAUGGCGCCGGUAGCUGACGCCGUUCGUGUCCCUGAAAAUUCAACAGGCGGCUUAUUCGGACUAUUCAGUCCUGAGACGGCCUUCAGUCCCCCACAGAAUGGCAUAUUGGCCGUAGAACUAGACACCUUCAGCAACGAGUGGGACCCUCCAUUUCCUCACGUAGGAAUUGAUGUGAACUCUCUUAUGUCAGUGAACAUUACGAGUUGGCCAAUUCAUGACACAGCACUAGGUUCAGUAUGGAAUGUUCGCAUUUCAUAUGAAUCUAAGACCAAAACACUGAGUGUAUCGAUGGGUUACCCUGGUGCUAAUCCUCCAACGUUGGUGUCACUGUCGCGAGUUAUUGAGUUGAAGGAUGUUUUGCCGGAAUACGUUAGAAUUGGGUUCUCCGCAGCCACUGGGGCUUUGAUUGAGACCCACAACCUUUUUGCUUGGUCAUUCCGUUCGUUUCUUGCAGAAGAAAGUAGUCCGUGA
This is a messenger RNA of Neltuma alba, 801 nucleotides long. Its product is annotated as mannose/glucose-specific lectin-like. Bases 1 to 801 code for a protein of 266 amino acids. The record is from RefSeq and is a predicted model, not a curated record. Lineage: Eukaryota; Viridiplantae; Streptophyta; Magnoliopsida; Fabales; Fabaceae. The transcript has a single exon. Gene Ontology annotation, molecular function: carbohydrate binding.